UAUCACAAUCAGUAUUCAGCAAACAGGGAAAUCAUCAACCUCAGAGCUUCAGCCACCCUCUUGCUUAUUAGAUGAGGAUGCUGUGUUUGGGAGCCGCUCGCUCAUUCGUUUCUUCCUCACGUUCCCUCACAUUCUUAUUACCCAAACGCCACCUCAAGCUUUCCUCCUCCUACUUCAAGCCUUACUCUCACUCCUCGCCUCCCAAAUCUCCAAUCCAGAUGUCUACAACAACAAUCGAACACAUCGUCCUCUUCAAAGUCAAAGACGACACCGACCACGGCAAAGUCAACACCAUGCUCAGCUCCCUCAACAGCCUUGUCUCUCUUGACCCCGUGCUCCACCUCGCCGCCGGUCCACUCUACGGCACCAAAUCCUCUCCCAUUCCCUUCACUCACAUGCUUCACAGCCGCUAUUCCUCAAAAGAUAACCUUAACGCCUACUCUGCUCACCCUAGCCACGUCACCGCCGUUAAAGAGUCUGUUCUCCCCAUCUGUGAUGACGUGAUGGCCGUCGAUUGGGUUGCCGAUGAUCUCCAGGGGCCAGUAGUUCCAGCUCCGGGUUCUGCGAUAAGAGUGACCUUUCUGAAAUUGAAGGAAAAUUUGGGCGAGGAUGUGAAAAAUGAGAUUUUGGCCGUUAUUAAAGGGAUUAAGGGAAGUUUUGGAGAGAUCAAUCAGAUCACUUGUGGAGAGAAUUUCUCUCCAGCGAGAGCCAAAGGUUAUUCAAUCGCGUCGCUUGCUGUUUUUCCUGCUGUGAGUGAAAUGGAAGCGGUGGAUUCGAAGGAAGAGCUGGUGAAUUUGCAGAAAGAGAAGGCUUUGAGGACUAUGGAAAGAUUUUUCCCAUGGUGAUUUGAAGGUGAAAUGAAAAUUAGAUAUUCAAUCCUAAUGAAAGUAAAGAACUGAGAAUACUGCUAAAUGGAUAAUUGAAACUUUUGUGCUGGGCUGGCAGUAUUUUCAUGGUUCUUGAGACUAGGUAAUGUUUAUAAUGAUUGCGUUGCUGUGAAGACUCCAAUGUAGUUGAAUAGCGACCGCUUACUGGAAUGAUUGUGAGCGCAUAUAGUUAUAUCUGUUAUCUUAGGACUGAUGCUGUUAUCAAUUCUUGGGGCAGCGACGAGAGAGGGGAGGUAAUGGCGAUGACUACCAUGUUAGAAAAUAGACAUUAAGCAAAGAUGCCUACUCAGAUACUGACAUGGGGAGAAUUCUGCUAAGCAUGAGAUUAUAGUUGCUUUCCACUUGAAAAUUCAUGUAUGUAAUGCCCUGCCAUAAGUGCAGCACUAUGAUAUUUAGAGUUUCAGUAGCACAUGAAAGCUUUUCGGUCAAUUAGAGUUUAUGCAUUUGCUUGUUGAUAAUGAAUAUGUCUGUGAACUUUUGAAAGUUCCUGAAGAUAGUAUUAUUUCUUACGUUUUUUGCAUCAGAUACUCUGAUGUUUUAUCCUUGAUGUUGAGAUUGUGAGAAAAGAAAAAGGACUCAUGCAGCCCUUCAAUAUAGGCCAAAUGCUUUGCUGAGUUGAGUAAAAAAUUACAAUUUU
Hevea brasiliensis (rubber tree) is the source of this 1524-nucleotide messenger RNA. Its product is annotated as stress-response A/B barrel domain-containing protein UP3. The transcript has 2 exons. The record is from RefSeq and is a predicted model, not a curated record. The coding region runs from base 72 to 845 and encodes 257 amino acids. Lineage: Eukaryota; Viridiplantae; Streptophyta; Magnoliopsida; Malpighiales; Euphorbiaceae.